Trematomus bernacchii (emerald rockcod) is the source of this 2678-nucleotide messenger RNA. It is a transcript of the gene ipmkb, whose product is annotated as inositol polyphosphate multikinase b. The record is from RefSeq and is a predicted model, not a curated record. Bases 1150 to 2541 code for a protein of 463 amino acids. Gene Ontology annotation, biological process: inositol phosphate biosynthetic process. Gene Ontology annotation, cellular component: nucleus; cytoplasm. The transcript is spliced from 6 exons. Gene Ontology annotation, molecular function: inositol tetrakisphosphate kinase activity; inositol-1,4,5-trisphosphate 3-kinase activity. NCBI's taxonomy places the organism in Eukaryota, Metazoa, Chordata, Actinopteri, Perciformes, Nototheniidae.
ACUGUCAGUUGAUGUGAAGGAAUGAUUUGCGGCACUAUUGGAAACUGUCGCAAACGUGUGGGAGGCUUUGGGCGCUGUUCGGUACGUCGAGAGGUAGCCGCCUACACUCACCUGGAUAUCUAUAACUGAGAUACAAUCCCAUACAAUAUGAUGGAUUUAAGGACGAUAAUGCAUCUUUUUUGUGAUCAUCUUGAACGGGUUGCCUUUCGUCUAGAGGACGGUUGUACGACAAGUGUCAGGUCCCUCUGGUGUGCCGAAUUGUGACGCGAGGAAGGGCUCGCUUAGCAGCCUAAUGGACAGUAUCGAUGACUUAGCAAACACAAGGACUGAUGAAUGGCCCUUUAUGCAAUUUCGACACUUUAUUGUCUCGAUUCGCCCCGCCUGCUUCUCUAUUUGAUGACUGGAACUGGAUAUCACUGUUAAGUGUGUCGUAAUAUCACCAUUACUGAGAGACAACAGUAUUUACUUCUCUGGACCGAGGAAGUGAAGUUGCGUCAGGUUAGCAGAACGUGAUCAAGUUCAGACCGGAAGUGGGUUGACCUUGCCUUCACAAUAAAUGUGCCAAAUGUAUUUGGUUUGACUUUGAUCAACAUCGUUUGAGAUUGGACAGAGUCUAAACACUUGGACACAACGACAGGCGGCUCUAAUAGCAACAUACAUCUCCGAUUUAUUAAUUCCGUGGUACACUGCAGAUUCGAUAUAUCUCCAUUCGCUUUAUUUUGGAAGUUGCAAACGGAAGUCGGCCUUGCCUUCACACUGUUUGACACUAGUAGGAAGUGGGAUGUGGCCAGGGUGUAUUUAUGCUUCUGUUUAAGAUAUGAAAAUCACUCAAUUCACGCUGGUUCGGGAGCCCUGUUUCGCAACCGGACACAGCGGGGGGAACGACACUGUUGCUGCCAGUGACUGUGGCUGUUGUCGGUGGUCGAACACGGCAGACACGACCGAAGCUGCUGUGCUGGUUUUGCCUGGACUGGACCAUUUCCAUGAGGGCUUCUCAAACUCACGCCCUAACAAUUUGUGUUCUGGGCUGUAUUGUGUGCUUACGUAAUAACAGCAUGUGAAUCAAUUCAGUCACCUGGUUGAUUUUUUAUUUUAUUUUUUUCUUAGACAAAGACUGUUUCCCCCCAUUUUUUAAAUAUUUUGUUGCAAAUGUCAACAACCCAGCGUCAAAUGAUGAUGGAGUCCUCUCUAGCCCUUGGAAGACUGGAACUGACCCCCAGCUCAGGCGCUGUUGGGGUCAGCCUGACCCCGCGGCUCUCCGCCGGACACCCCGGGAAAGAGAAGUCCGGUCAACGGCCACCGGGGCCACAAGGCCAGGCUCACCUGAACGGCUGCGUCCCGCUGUCACAUCAGGUGGCGGGUCACAAGUAUGGAGUGGAUACAGUGGGGAUUUUGCAGCACCCAGAUGGGACAGUCCUGAAGCAGCUCCAGCCCCCACCCAGAGGGCCCAGAGAGAUGCAGUUUUACAGCAUGGUGUAUGCAGAGGACUGCUGUGAUCCAUGCCUUCUGGAGCUCCAGAGCCAUCUGCCCAAGUACUACGGCACCUGGUCCUCUCCUGACAGCCCCAACGACCUGUACCUGAAGCUGGAGGACGUGACGCGGCGCUUUGUGAAGCCGUGCAUCAUGGACGUGAAGCUGGGCCAGAGGAGCUACGACCCGUUCGCCUCACAGGAGAAACGGGAGCAGCAGAUCAGGAAGUACCCGCUGAUGGAGGAGAUCGGCUUCCUGGUGCUCGGCAUGAGGGUGUAUAAGAUGUGCAGUGACACCUUCGACACCUACGACCAGCACUAUGGGAGGGGGCUGCUGAAAGACUCCAUUAAAGAUGGUCUGGCUAAAUUCUUCCAUAACGGUGUGAGUCUGAGGAAGGAUGCGGUGUCGGCGAGUAUCCGCAGAGUGCAGCGAAUCCUCCGCUGGUUUGAGUCUCAGCAGCAGCUGGCCUUCUACGCCAGCUCCCUGCUGUUCGUCUACGAGGGCCUCCCCUCCUCUUCCUCUUCAUCCCCUCUUUCCUCCCUGCUCAGCAUGCCGUCCAUGAGCCCGACUGCAGGGCACACCGCCACGCUGUCAUCGGCAGGUCACAGCGAUCAGGGUGGGGAGGGGGACGCCAGACCGGAAGGGGCGAGGCAGGAAGAGGAAGUGGCCGAGUUCAACAACAACAACAUUCAGGCACCCUGGGACUACAGCCUGGAAACCAUUUACACCAAUCACAGGAAAGGAGGCGACCAACACUGUGCCAAGGGUUUCCUAGGCAACAGUGGAGGCGGGGAUGGCGCGGAGACGAAGGCGAGCUCGGACUCUGCACCUUGUGAGGAAGAUAACUCUGCGUGGAAACGAACAGGUGAGUCUCUACCAGCGCCCAAUGCAAACGGAAACAAAUCACAACUGGAAGGGAAGGGCGAGGAGGAACUAAAAGGACGAGGAGGCGGGGCAACAGAGGGGGCGGGCGGAGACACGGAGGUGGAGGUCAGGAUGAUCGACUUCGCCCACGUGUUCCCAAGCGAAUGCCACGACCGCGGCUACAGCUACGGCUCAGACACCUGCUGAUGGUGCUGGUAGCAGAUCCUCUGUGACACCGUAUAGAGGUCUCACUCCUCCCCAGAUCGCUUUUGUGUGUGUGUGUGUGGUGUGUGUGUGUGUGUUGUGUGUGUGUGUGUGUGUGUGUGUGUUGUGUUGUGUGUGUG